Messenger RNA from Athene cunicularia (burrowing owl), 606 nucleotides. Its product is annotated as claw keratin-like. The coding region runs from base 109 to 606 and encodes 165 amino acids. The record is from RefSeq and is a predicted model, not a curated record. Gene Ontology annotation, molecular function: structural constituent of cytoskeleton. The transcript has 2 exons. Gene Ontology annotation, cellular component: intermediate filament. NCBI's taxonomy places the organism in Eukaryota, Metazoa, Chordata, Aves, Strigiformes, Strigidae.
CCCGGGCGGUCUGGGAUGUGUAUAAAAGAGCUGAGGGCUCUGCAGCCUCUAUCCAUCUUCCUCUGCUGGACUCUCCUCAUCACCUGGGAGUGCUUCCCUGCCUGAAAGAUGUCCUGCUCCAGCCUGUGCAACACGUCCUGUGGGGUGGCCGCCCCGGCCCCGCUGGCCGACACUUGCAAUGAGCCCUGCGUGCGGCAGUGCCCCGACUCCACGGUGGUGAUCCAGCCCCCGGCCUCGGUGGUCACCUUCCCCGGGCCCAUCCUCAGCUCCUUCCCGCAGCACAGCGCUGUUGGCUCAGCGGGAGUGCCCGCCGUUGGAUCGGGCUUCGGCGGCAGUUUUGGAGGCCGUGGUGGCUACGGAGGAUGGGGAGGCUAUGGAGGCUACCGAGGCUGGGGAGGCUAUGGAGGCUAUGGUGGCUGGGGUGGCCAUGGGGGCUGGGGUGGCUAUGGAGGCUGGGGUGGAUACGGUGGUUAUGGAGGCUAUGGGGGUUAUGGGGGCUGUGGAGGCUUUGGUGGCUGGGGUGGCUAUGGAGGCUUUGGGGGCUGUGGAUAUGGCGGGUGGAACAGAGGCCACAGGUACCUCAAUGGAAACUGUUCGCCCUGCUAA